This is a messenger RNA of Aureobasidium melanogenum CBS 110374, 879 nucleotides long. RefSeq names its product inositol monophosphatase. The record is from RefSeq and is a predicted model, not a curated record. The coding region runs from base 1 to 879 and encodes 292 amino acids. Gene Ontology annotation, molecular function: inositol monophosphate 1-phosphatase activity. NCBI's taxonomy places the organism in Eukaryota, Fungi, Ascomycota, Dothideomycetes, Dothideales, Saccotheciaceae. Gene Ontology annotation, biological process: phosphatidylinositol phosphate biosynthetic process; inositol metabolic process; signal transduction. The transcript is spliced from 2 exons.
AUGUCAGACAUCAAUCUUCAAGAGGUGCACGACUAUCUGGUCGAUGUUGCAAAGCAAGCAGCCAAGAUCAUCACCACUGCGCGUCCCACUACCGCGGCCGCAGGUGAGAAGAAGAAUUCUGUUGAUUUGGUCACCGAAAUUGAUCAAAACACUGAAAGUCUCAUUACCAGACUUGUACACGAGAGAUAUCCCCACUUCGAUUUCAUGGGAGAGGAAACAUACAAACCUGGCGACCUUCUGACUGAUCGCCCGACUCUGAUUUGUGAUCCUGUGGAUGGAACCACCAAUCUAGUCCACAGGUAUCCAUAUGUCAGUAUCUCCCUGGGACUCGCCAUUGAUCGCAAGCCUGUUGUCGGUGUUGUCUACAACCCCUUCACCCAAACCUUGUUCUCCGCCAUCAAGGGCAAGGGCUCCUUCCUGUCUGAUCCUUUCCACAAUCACGUACAACUACCUUUGAAGGAGCCGGAACCUCUUGCUCUUGACAAAGCUCUUCUAGCCGUGGAAUGGGGGAGCGAUAGAGCAGGCCACGACUACGAUGUUAAGGUAAAGACUUUCCGUAAUUUGUGCGCUAGUCCAGAAGAAGGCGGUGCUAUGGUGCAUGGUAUCCGCUCAUUUGGUUCGGCUGCUCUGAAUCUGUGUGGUGUUGCUGCUGGCCACCUAGAUGCCUAUUGGGAAGCAGGAUGCUGGGCUUGGGACGUGUGUGCUGGCUGGAUCAUCCUGGAAGAAGCUGGAGGCCAAAUCGUUGACGCAAACAAAGGCAACUGGCAGCCAAGAGUCGACGAAAGACGAUAUCUGGCAGUAAGGAAAGGCGAGCGUCAAAAUGCUUUCAUCGAAGAGCUCUGGAGUCAUGUUGCAGGAGACCUGAAAGUCGGCAUCUGA